Messenger RNA from Ilex paraguariensis (yerba mate), 1343 nucleotides. The record is from the annotation of a GenBank genome assembly. Lineage: Eukaryota; Viridiplantae; Streptophyta; Magnoliopsida; Aquifoliales; Aquifoliaceae.
CUUUAUCUAUAGCAAAUGUAUAAGUUUUGCAGUACCAAUGCCACGUACUUUGCAUUACGUGCAUGAUCAUCGCAAUACCAAUACAAAGUUUCAAUUACAACCAAACAACACUGCAUCACGCACAUAAUCAGGUGGUUUGGUACAAGUGUCAAUAAAAAUAAAGUUUCUUUGAUCUUUGAUGUCAUUUAAGAUAAAGAAUUCACGAUACCCACUAAUCCACUCUCUCUCAAUUUUUGUCAAGAGUAGAUCAACUAGUAUGAAUUCAAGUGGAAUAUUAAGGGGGUGUGGAUUCAGAGUUCACCUAGCUGUUAGCACCUUCCUUCAGAACUUGUCAAGAAAAAAUGGGCAAGAACGAUUGACUUUUAAUUGCCUACCUAGAGACUUCCAAAGAUGCUGCCAUUAGCACUGCGGUUUGCAAUGUCUUCGCUGUCUGUUUCAGUCACCUUCGGUUCAAAACCUGUAGCUUGGUUUUGGCAUGGACUCUCUCAUCCCUUUGAUCAAGGCUAAAAGACUAGUCAAUGCAUACGGAAUUGAGAUGAUGCCGGGAUGCCCAAGAUGCUAGCUGAGAUCAAAGAUGUGUAGAAAAGUUAGUCAGGCACAUGUACAUAUAGAGACAGAUGCUUCUUCAAACAGAUAUUGAGAAAUGAUAGGUCAUCAACCGAAACUGCUUGGAUUUUGGGCAAGACCUUUUGUCCUUAGGAUCCAGCGGGCACUAACAUUGAAAAGGGUUAGAUAUGAGUACGUUGAAGAGGAUCUCACAAACAAGAGUAGGACAGUGUUGCAGUAUAACUCUGUUCACAAAAAAGUUCCAGUCCUCAUCCAUGAUUGGAAACCAUUAGCAGAGUCGCUUGUUAUACUUGAAUACAUAGAAGAUACAUGGCAGUAAAAGCCUCUCCUCCCAGAAUAUCCUUAUGAGCCAGAAUAUCCUUAUGAAAGAGCCAAAGCACAAUUUUGGGCUAACUUUGCUGAUGACAAGAUAUGGAAAGCUGCAUCGACCAAUCUUGGCUACAUUUCACAAGGUAGGAGAGGAUAAAGAGAAAUCUGCAAAAGAAGCAAGAGAAAAUUUGAAGAUUCUGGAGAGUGGUCUACAGGGGAAAUGCUUCUUUGGAGGUGAAACAUUAGGUUUUGUUGACAUCGCCGCUGGUUGGAUUGCAUAUUGGGCUCGAAUGAUUGAGGAUAUUGUAGACGUAAUGCUAAUAGAUGAAGAGAACAUUUCUUUGCUGAAUGCAUGGUUUCAAGAUGUCCUUGAAGUUUAUAUUAUCAAAGAAUGUGUGCUACCAUCAGACAAAUUGCUAAUGCACAAUAAAGGUUUCCACAAAAUCCUGAUGGCUGCUUCAACAUGA